This is a messenger RNA of Ahaetulla prasina, 6627 nucleotides long. RefSeq names its product PR/SET domain 15 (gene PRDM15). Gene Ontology annotation, biological process: cell fate commitment; regulation of transcription by RNA polymerase II. Gene Ontology annotation, molecular function: DNA-binding transcription factor activity; histone deacetylase binding; RNA polymerase II cis-regulatory region sequence-specific DNA binding. Lineage: Eukaryota; Metazoa; Chordata; Lepidosauria; Squamata; Colubridae. The coding region runs from base 197 to 3715 and encodes 1172 amino acids. The record is from RefSeq and is a predicted model, not a curated record. Gene Ontology annotation, cellular component: nucleus; cytoplasm. The transcript is spliced from 24 exons.
CCAAUCAACUUGGCUGACAGUUGCCAGCUUUUUCGUCUAUCUGGUUCGAGCAGCCCAACUUUUAUCCCCCCUGAACUACAAUUCCCAUGAUGCUUUGCGACGUUACGCGUUAGCUUCCGGUGGCACGUGGCUUCCGGCUCGGAUCGGAACCUGGAGUCCGGACUCGAUCCGGGUAUCAACAUUCCAAAAACAGGUAAUGCCAAGCCCCCGCCUUGAUCCACGUCUCUCUCUUACUCCCAGGAACUGCUCCUUGCCCCGUGCGCGGGACCCAGUGCCGACACCAGAAAUGGCUGAAGAAGGUGGUGACUUUAUAUGGUGUGAAGAUUGCAAUCAGUAUCAUGAUUCAGAAUGUCCAGAGCUGGGUCCUGUGGUGACAGUCAAAGACUCUUUUGUGUUAAGUAGAGCAAGAUCAUCCCUUCCUUCCAACUUGGAGAUCAGACAACUUGAAGAUGGGACUGAAGGUGUUUUUGCAAUAACUCAACUUGUGAAGCGUACCCAGUUUGGUCCCUUUGAAUCCAAGAGAGUUGCCAAACUAGAAAAGGAAUUAACAUUUCCACUGAAGGUUUUUCAGAAGGAGGGGUCUCCAGUCUAUUUUGAUACAUCUAACGAAGACGACUGUAACUGGAUGAUGAUGGUGAGACCUGCCAGUCUAUAUGAGCAUCAAAACCUGACUGCUUUUCAACAUGAUAAUGACAUUUACUUCACUACUUCUCGGGACAUCCCUCCAGGAACUGAGUUAAGAGUAUGGUAUGCAGCUUUCUACGCCAAAAAAAUGGAAAAGUCAGUUCUAAAGCAGUGCAUUGUCAAUGCUGUGGUGGAAUGUGACCAACAAAGAAAUAAAAGCACUUAUCCUGCUGCCUUUUCUUUUGAGAAGCUCAAGAAAUUAGCCAAGAAUAAUCAAUCUGCCAGAACUGAUCCUUCAGAACAUGGGCAGGGUCAUUUGGAGCAAGCUAAAACAGUUACACAGAGCAAUCAAAAUGAUGUUCAUCUUGAGAAGGCUCUGGAAGUUACCGAUACUGAUCAGCCCAUCAUUAUCUGUGAAAGUGCCAAUUCCCAAGUGGAUAUGAAGAAAAAAACUCGACGGGGCAGGAAAGCCAAAGGAGCAAAAGUAGAAACACCUCUUGUGAUUGUGGAUGAUAAAGAUUCUACUGCAGUGAACUCAGUGGACCAUGUGGCUGAAAUUAUCACUGAGGUCCCACCUGAUGACACAGCGAUUCCUUCAGCAGCAGAAGAUCAAAUUAUGGAGCUGAUGUUAGCGAAGCUACCCAGUACUGCAAACAACAUGAGUUCAUUAACAAAGUUUCCUCACCAUCAGAGCUCUGUAUCCCUUAAGAGAAGUUUAAUCCUUUCCAGCCGACACGGGAUUCGACGCAAGCUGAUCAAGCAGCUUGGGGAACACAAGAGGGUGUAUCAGUGUAGUAUCUGCAGUAAAAUGUUCCAAAAUAGUAGCAAUCUUAGUCGACACAUCCGCUCUCACGGUGACAAACUAUUCAAAUGUGACGAAUGUGGUAAGCUUUUUAGUCGAAAAGAGAGUUUGAAGCAACAUGUUUCAUACAAGCACAGUAGGAAUGAGGUUAACAAUGAAUAUAGAUACAGAUGUGCUACGUGUGAGAAAGCUUUUCGGAUAGAAAGUGCAUUAGAAUUCCACAACUGCAGGACAGAUGAUAAGACAUUUCAGUGUGAGAUGUGUUUCAGAUUCUUUUCUACAAACAGUAAUCUUUCAAAACAUAAAAAGAAACAUGGGGACAAAAAAUUUGCCUGUGAGAUUUGCAAUAAACUAUUCUACCGAAAGGAUGUGAUGUUGGAUCAUCAGAGGCGGCAUCUGGAAGGAGUGAGACGGGUUAAAAGAGAAGAAUUUGAGCACAAUGCAGAGAAUAUGGUUCGCUACAAGAAAGAACCUUCCAGAUGCCCAGUGUGUGGAAAGAUUUUUUCGUGCAGGAGUAAUAUGAAUAAGCAUCUUUUGACCCACGGAGAUAAGAAAUAUACAUGUGAGAUUUGUGGCCGUAAAUUUUUCAGAGUCGAUGUUCUGAGAGAUCAUAUUCAUGUUCAUUUUAAGGACAUAGCAAUAAUGGAUGACCAUCAGAGAGAAGAAUUUAUUGGCAAAAUUGGAAUCUCUUCAGAAGAAAAUGAUGACAACUCAGAUGGAAGUGUAGAUUCUGAGCCCCACAAGUAUAGCUGCAAAAGGUGCCAGUUAACAUUUGGCCGAGGUAAAGAGUACUUGAAACACAUCAUGGAAAUUCACAAAGAGAAAGGUUAUGGUUGUAGCAUCUGCAACAGGCGCUUUGCUUUGAAGGCAACUUACCAUGCUCAUAUGGUCAUACAUCGGGAGAACUUACCAGACCCCAAUGUGCAAAAAUAUAUUCAUCCGUGUGAAAUCUGUGGAAGAAUUUUUAACAGCAUAGGAAAUUUAGAACGACAUAAACUUAUUCAUACAGGGGUGAAAAGUCAUGCUUGUGAACAAUGUGGCAAGUCAUUUGCAAGGAAGGACAUGUUAAAAGAACACAUGAGAGUCCAUGAUAACAUCCGAGAAUAUCUAUGUGCAGAAUGUGGUAAAGGAAUGAAAACAAAGCAUGCAUUGCGACACCACAUGAAGCUGCAUAAAGGGAUAAAGGAGUACGAAUGUAUGGAAUGCCAUCGGAAAUUUGCACAGAAAGUCAACAUGCUUAAACAUUAUAAAAGGCACACAGCAGGGAUCAAAGAUUUCAUGUGUGAACUCUGCGGGAAGACCUUUAGUGAGAGGAACACAAUGGAAACCCAUAAACUAAUUCACACAGUGGGGAAGCAAUGGACAUGCUCAGUGUGUGAUAAAAAGUAUGUAACAGAUUACAUGCUUCAAAAGCAUAUCCAGCUGACUCAUGAUAAAGUAGAAGCUCAGAAUUGUCAACUCUGUGGGACAAAAGUUUCUACUAGAGCUUCAAUGAGUCGUCACAUGAGAAGAAAACACCCAGAGGUUCUUUCAGUUAGGAUUGAUGACUUGGAGCUGUCAGAGACCACAACUGUUGAUGCUUCAUCUAUAGGAAUUGUACAGCCAGAUCUAGCUCUGGAACAAAGUGAAUUACCAGAAGGGAAGCAUACAAAGGCUCAUAAACGAGGGCAUAAACAGAAGCACAAACCUGGGGAAGAAGAGGAAACACAACUUCCUGAAGAUUCUGCCUUCACUGAAUAUACAGAAAAAGAAGUGGAAUUUACAGGAAAUGUAGGAGAUGAAACUAAUUCAGCAGUGCAAAGCCUUCAACAGGUGGUGGUGGCCCUUGGAGAUCCAAAUGUGUCAGCUCCUUCUAGCUCUGUUGGUUUGACCAAUAUUAGUGUUACUCCGAUUACUACAGCUGCUGGAACCCAAUUUACAAAUCUACAACCUGUGGCUGUAGGUCACCUUGCCACACCUGAACGCCAAUUGCAGCUAGACAAUUCUAUUCUCACAGUGACAUUCGAUACAGUUACUGGUUCUGCCAUGUUGCAUGGCAACCGCCAAAAUGAUAUCCAGAUACAGUCACAGCCUGAGGCAACCAACCCCCCAUCAGUAGCUCAUUUUAUAAACCUAACAACUCUGGUGAACUCCAUUGCUCCACUAGGGAGCCAAAUAUCAGAACAGCAUCCCUUAACAUGGAGGGCAGUGCCUCAAACUGAUGUCUUACAGAGUCAGGCCCAGCCAUCCCAACAGACAGGACAACAGCAAGUUCAACCUGAACAGCAGCAGCAAAUGUACAGCUAUUAACUUUUACUUGAAAGAAGACAACCAACCUCUGAAUGGGUUUGCAGAAACCCUUUGGACACCAAACCUAAAUCAAUUGCUGGAAACCAAACAUACAGGGAAUAAAAGGCUUACACUAUGAGAUAUAUGCUGAUGGACCUGGAAAUGCCCGGAAAUUCCAGGACCUGGAAAUGCCAAGCCCUUGACAAUUUCACACUCUUAGAGAAAUCAUUGCUACUUUAGCAAAUUAUGGGUACUGUUAAUAAACUGCAGGAAAUAGAUAUGAGGCAGGUUUUAGAAGAGUUGAGAUCAAUUAAGAAAGAGGUAGGGGUAAAUGCAAUUAUACUGUUUUUAAAACAGUAGCAGAAGAAGAAUGCAAAGCUAGGAUAUGCCUUCCUAGGGUGCAAGAGCCUAACUGAGCAAAAAAAAAAUAUUUUUUUUUAGUUUUGCUUUUGCUUCCAUAGACCAAUCCAUUGCAUUUAAUGGAACAAAGUGGGUGGAAGUCGGGUGGGGAUAGUCUGUGAUGUGAUAUGUGCUUCGUUUCAUGUAUCAUUUCCAUUAUACUGAUGGAUAUAUCACUCUACACAUAAGACAACAUGGUGUGUUACCUGAAAUUAGAUAGUCUAAUGUUAAAGUAAUAUUUUAUGGUCUCUUACCUAAUAAAAUUAAAACCUGAAUCCAUCUCAUGAUCUAAAUCUGUAAUGAGGUAAUAUAUUUACAAAACUGCUUGCUAAUUAAGUAUAAUGCUUAUCUAAUAGAUGGAAAGCAGUUUCCCAUUGAAAUUGAUUUGCCAGUUGAUCAUUAAUUGACCAAUUUGUCUGUUCUAUCAUGUCAUAAAUAUUUGGGUCCGGGUGAGUGAAAGGUAAUUUUUACAUAAUACCCUUCAUAUUUCAUUCUGUGUUCCUGGCAGGUAUUUGCAAAUUGAGGGACCCUUUCUAAACUGACAUCAUAUAUCCACUUGUAUCAUUCUUAGCAACUGAUAGGAGAGUUCUGUUUCUGGAAUCAAAAAUGCAUAGCAGCUUACUACCCAGGUGCAAAUUAGAGUAUAAUAUCCAUUGCAGGUGAUACUGACCUCAAAGAGGUAGACUGAACAAAUGCUAAAGAGAAAUAUUUGUCCUAAGCAAAACAUGGAAGAAAAUUCAUGUUAUCCACUCAACUUAAAGGGAACAUUUCUGAACCUUUCAUGCUGUAUCCGCUUGACGUUGUUAAAUGCAAGUUCAGUCGAUAUCAUCUAUGUAUGCUCAUUAAAUAAAAGAGAGUAGCCCAAUGGUUGAUGGUGAAAAAAAAUUGAAUAAAUCUUGCCUUUGCCUUUGUGAACAGUACUUUUUUCUAGGCAGGUAGUGAGGAACAUAUAUUUAAACUAUUGCCUAUAAGUUGACCAAUCAUUUUCUUAAACCUGUUUCUGAUAACAAAUGGAUUUUACUAUUAACAAGGAAUAUUUUCUCACAUAAUAUAUUAAGUGCUUAUUUUGUGGAGGAUCUCUUCAGAAUAUUUUGUUGUUGUUGUUCAGAAUACUUUUAUUUAUUUUGUUCCCUGUACCGAGCAGAAGUUAGACUUGAUCCAUGACUCCUUCUCAAUAAUUAGGAAAAUAUACAUUUCAUUAAUUUUUCAAUGGAAACUGGCUAUCACAAAGUUUUAUGUAACACCUUUCCAAAAAGUCUGAAAAAAGAUGCAAUGAAGCAUCCUACAUAUGUAUAUAGUCCUAGGUCAGGGGAUAUGGGCAACAGUAUGCUGGUUUGCAAGGUGGUCUCUAUAUUAGAGGUUUUAGCUUGCAUAAAUUAGGAUAACCUUGAAAGCAGGGCUUUGGCUGAAUUUAUGGCAUAGUGGUCAAAACGUUGCAGAAUUAACCAGAACAGUUCUUAGUGCUAAAAGGAAAUACUGUACAUGGUACAAAUGAAGAUAGUAACCUAGGGUGCAGCUUUUCUAUCUUACUUUAAAAAUUACACAAAUGCCUUAAUUGAUCAAGGUUACAUUAAGUAGUGAAACUAUUAUCUGUAGGUCCCUAACUUACUCAUUUCUUUCAUUCUGCAUAAUAUAAAAUGGAAUAGCACGAUGGUAUGUUUAUGUACGAAGGGAUGCGGUGGCUCAGUGGCUAAGAAGCUGAGCUUAUCGAUUGAAAGGUCAGCAGUUCAGCGGUUCAGAUCCCUAGUGCCGCGUAAUGGGGUGAGCUCCCAUUACUUGUCCCAGCUUCUGCCCACCUAGCAGAUCAAAAGCAUGUAAAAAAUGCAAGUAGAGAAAUAGGGAAUACCUUUGGUGGGAAGGUAACAGCAUUCUGUGUGCCUUUGGCAUUGAGUCAUGCUGACCACAGAGAUGUCUUCGGACAGUGCUGGCUCUUCGUCUUUGAAACGGAGAGGAGCACUGCCCACUAGAGUCGGAAACGGCUAGCAUGUAUAUGCAAGGGAAACUUUUACCUUUACCUAUGUUUAUGUACACAUGUAUGCUACAAUAAGGUUAUGAUGUAGCAGUGAUAGUUGAUAACAGAAACCAAAAUACAUGCCACAAGGCUUUUCCCUUCACAGGACAGUGAAAAUCCCUAAGGUUAGGGUUAGGCAUACAUUAUAAGUUACAAUUUUGUCACCAAGCAAACUUCAACCAGAUGCUAUUUUAGAAGUCCUACAUUUCAUGAAUGAGGGUUCUGCAAGUUACACCAAAUUCUGAUCUGAUAACUGAUUCAUCAAGAAAAUGAAUUUGGUCACUUUUCAACUUUCAUUUCCAUUAGUUAAAUAACAAUUACUUAAGAAAAUAUUAAACCAAACUUAUUUCAGCAACUAUGAAGAGUGUAUCAAAAUUUGGAAUGCAUCAUUGUAUUCCCUAAUGCAUAAUGUAUCUGAUCUGAAAUUUAUAGCCACUGGAUAUCAGCGAGCCAUUCCUGUUCAACAUCAGAGAGAAAUGAUUAUCUCCAUAUUAUUCAUUUAUAAAAAUUCUGUCAUAAAGUA